GUUCUGAAAGCGGUCCCUGUGGGCUGGGGAGCUGAGCCGCCUGAGGGCGUCGCUGGAGGCGGCUUGUCAGGAGAAAGACUCGCGGAGGGCGCUUCUGUGAGGUCGGCGGGCCGGGCAGGACGAGGUAACGGGCUUCCUUCUUCCCAGGCAGACCGGAGCCCCACACUGGAAGCGACAUGAACAGGUUUGGCGAAGGACGCAAGAGGCCGGAGGCCGAAGAGGGAGACGCCUCCUUUGCCGCUGUUGCUCCAGCCUACAAGCGGGUGAAGGCCGGCGCUGGAAUGGUCAAUUUUUGCCCACAGUGUGGACAGAGGGUUGAGGCAUCCUUUAACUUUUGUGCCUCCUGCGGGGCCAGACUUCCUGCAGAAGAAGAGGCCAUGCAGAUCACUCCAACUUCUUCAAUGAAAGGGCUAAGCCAGAAAGACCAAGAUCAGCUGCCGAGGUCUCCUGCAAAGAAAAAGGCAGAAAUAUUGCCAGACAAAGGAAACGCUUCUUCUGCAGUUAAAUGGAGCUGGUCACCUUCUGUAUCACCUACUAAAUCACCAAAGGCAAAAGCAAAGCCCAGCUACCGAUCUCCCAGGAAGGACAGGAGUGCCACCGUGAGACCUCUCCCAGAGGGCGAGAUCCUAACAGACCUGAACAACAAGCAAUGGAAGCUUGGGAAACUUCUGGGCGAGGGUGACUAUGGACUGAUGUAUGAAGCAAUGUGUGCAUCUGAAGCUUGCCGUUCCCAGCUGAAAUACUCCCUCAAACUUGAUUGCAAAGAUGGACGGCUCUUCAAUGAACAGAACUUCAUGCAGCGAGCUGCUAAGAAAGCCACAGUGGAGAAGUGGAAGAAACAGCAUUCAGUUCCAUUGCUGGGGAUCCCUAAUUGCGUUGGUUUUGGCCUCCACAAUAGUAACUACAGGUUCCUGGUCUUCUCUUAUCUGGGCUGCUCCCUUCAGUCCAUCCUGGAUGACUGUGCAAACAAGAUGACGGAGAAAGCAGCCUUGCAGCUUGCAGUCAGACUGGUGGAUGUUCUGGAGUUCCUCCAUGAGAAUGAGUAUACCCAUGGGGACAUCAAUGCUCAGCACAUAUAUGUGAAUCCAGCUGACCUUGCUGCGAUCACCCUGGCAGAUUACUGCUUUGCUUUCCGGUACAGCCCUGGGGGCAAGCAUGUACCUGAAUGCGAAGGCAGCAGGACACCCCACGAGGGCACCAUAGAGUUCAUCAGCAUUGAUAGCCACAAAGGAGCCGGCCAACCUUCCCCAGCCUGGUACCCUCCAGAUGUUUUGGACUUCACUUCCCAUUAGCCCCAACCAGAAUGGCUCGUGGUCAGGAACGGUGCAAGUUGUAGCACAGAAAUAUUUGGAAGGCAACGUAUUGAGAGAGGCUGCUCUUGGCAGUCAAGAUCAUACUUUUCCCCAUGUCUGCAUGCUCUCAGUGAUUAAUCACUAAGGACUAAUUCUAGUUGGCUGAGUUGCAGGCUAGCAUAUUUAAUUUUUGAGGCUAUUUGGUUUUUGGUGCAUGAGGAAAAAGGAAAUGUUGAAGUUGGCUUUAUGUUCUAACAGCAAGAGGCAGCUCGUGUAUUUUUAAAACUUUGACUUUUCUUGUACUUCAGUCACAUCCACACCAUACAUUAAACCAUAUUUAAAGCACAUAGCUUCCUCCGCAUAAUCCUGGGAACAGUAGUUUAUCCCUCGCAGAGCUACAAUUCCCAACACCCUUAAGAAACUACAGUUCCUGUGAUCAUUUUGGGGAAGAAAUGUGCUUUAAAUGUGCUUUGGUGUGGGUGUGAUUUUCCUACUUCCUAUUGCAAAAAGGAUUCUAUAUUUAGGUAAUAUGCAAAUAAAUGUCGUCAUUCAGUUGCUUGAUUGGUAUUUUUCACAGAGCAAAGGAGAUGCAGAGAGAUCAUCUUAGUUACAGCCUGUCUUUUGGAGGUGUUGUAAGAUUUUAUUAAUUGCCUGGAGACCUUAAGGCAAGUAAAACCCUGAAAUAAAUAGUGGAAAAUUGAAGCACAUGCUAAGGCAGUGAUUUACCCAAGAUGUGACUGCGGUCCAUGUGAGCCACUGUGAUUAUAAGGCUGUACCCCAAUUUCUGUACUGUGCUAUUGAUGUUCCAUACUUGGAUAUGCUUUCUUUUUCUAUCCUGUUAGCUCCAUCUCGCCGUAGUGAUCUUGAGUCUCUGGGUUACUGUCUAGUGAAGUGGCUGUGCAGAUGUCUUCCCUGGUCUGAGGACCUUGACUGUCCCUGUGUGGUCAUGCAGAAGAAGGAAAGG
Molecule: messenger RNA, 2256 nt
Organism: Podarcis raffonei (Aeolian wall lizard)
Lineage: Eukaryota; Metazoa; Chordata; Lepidosauria; Squamata; Lacertidae
Gene: VRK3
Product: VRK serine/threonine kinase 3
Exons: 11
Coding region: 177-1292 (371 amino acids)
Biological process (GO): peptidyl-serine phosphorylation; signal transduction
Cellular component (GO): nucleus; cytoplasm
Molecular function (GO): protein serine/threonine kinase activity; ATP binding
Source: RefSeq, a predicted model, not a curated record